GAUUCGAACCCAGGCCGACUGCCUAAAGGACCACAGCUUCUGUACAUGGGGCGCACACACCAUCCACUAGGCCACCGGCUUCCUGUGUGCCAUUUCUAAAUAACAUAUUGUUGUGUUUAUUAUGCUGUACAAACAAAUAUUAUUGCCCUAGAGUCUUGGCAUAAACUUGACUGACUCAAAUAAACAUGUUGUGGUUGUUUCACCAGUUUCCCUGAGGAGUCACUCGUAGUUUUUUAAAGACAAGGCUGUGCUUGAACGUUCACUGACGUAAAACAGUGUUCAGGAAUGCUUGGCCUCCUUUCGGCAUUACGCAGUGUUUUGUCAAAGCGCUUCACCACAAAUGAUCUGAGAAAUACCAGAACAACUUAUCAUUCAUGUGGAAAUGAGAGCAGUGGAGGAAAAAGAGAGGGGAAAAGAGACACACUUUUAGAGACAUAAGGUAGUAGUAAGCUUGUUUUUAAAGGGGAAAUAAAACUGCUUUCAAUGAUUAUUGCUUAGUGAGAGCUUCUUGUGACCUCAGGGUGACACUGAACAGAAGUGUUCCACCAUGGGCCUGAGUUCAACACUGAGAAGCCUUCUGUUUUUCCUCGGGGCGUAUGGGAUUUGUUCAGGAUUUGUGCAAGAGAACUGUACCAACCACAAACUCCGGUUUGAGACGGUUUAUUCUGUUCCCGGUGAGGUAGCUAUGCUGACCAGCACCCUCGUGUCUCCAAGUGUCUCCAACUUCACAGAUGUACCUUACAACAUCACCUGGUAUGACUCAAAGGGGAAAGAAAUAAUCAAUCAGACCGAUCGAGUUCUGGUACUCGAGGAGACUCUGUGGUUUCUCAAUACAACACUGGAUGAUAACAAGGAAUAUAUGACCAUCCUAAGGACCCCCUCUGGGUGCCACAAGCAGCGCUUAAAUCUGACCGUAGAGCAACCAGAAGCUGGAAAAUGUGAAAGGCCAAGAAAAACUCAUCAGUUCCUUACGAAGGAUGUCAACGGCAUGCUGUCCUGCCCUCUGAGGAACUAUACUAACAAACUGAAAAGCUACAACAUCACUUUCUCCAUCAAGUGGUACAGAGGUUGUGAACGAAUAGAGGAUGGGACAGGAGGGUACAGCUUUUUGGAUGACACCAAAAUAAUGAUUCACAAGGCGGGUCCUGAAAAAAACAGUUUUUACACCUGCACAUUGACCUUCACUCUCGCUGGCAUUACUGGAUCUGUGUCAGAGACUAUCAACGCAACGGUCAAAGAGGAGUACUAUUCGGUUCCACAACUGCAGGAACCGGCCAAUGAAACAAUCAGGGCACAGAUAGGCUUCAAUUUCAGCAAGCGGUGUCUGGCAUUUGUGCCUUCUGUUGAGAUUCCCUUGGUUAGUAUUGUGUGGAAGGUGAGAGAAACCUUCAUUGAGAGGAACCAAUUGAAACGUGUCUACACAGGAAAUAAAAGUUGGAGGCAAGAUGGUCCCAACAAAGGUUAUUUCUUCGAGCGCGUUCUGAUGUUUUCGGAGGUGAAGGAGGAAGAUUUCCACAUCAACUACAUUUGUGAAGUGAUAAGUCCCAGUGGCUCACGUCAGGGAUAUUUCACUCUACUACCAGAAGAGGAGUACUAUUCGGUUCCACAACUGCAGGAACCGGCCAAUGAAAUAAUCAAGGCACAGAUAGGCUUCAAUUUCAGCAAGCGGUGUCUGGCAUUUGUGCCUUCUGUUGAGAUUCCCUCGGUUAGUAUUGUGUGGAAGGUGAGAGAAACCUUCAUUGAGAGGAACCAAUUGAAACGUGUCUACACAGGAAAUAAAAGUUGGAGGCUAGAUGGUCCCAACAAAGGUUAUUUCUUCGAGCGCGUUCUGAUGUUUUCGGAGGUGAAGGAGGAAGAUUUCCACAUCAACUACAUUUGUGAAGUGAUAAGUCCCAGUGGCUCACGUCAGGGAUAUUUCACUCUACUACCAGAAGAUCCCAACAUCAUACUACCCAUUGGACUGGUGCUUGGAGGAAUGAUGGUUCUCUUUAUCAACAGCGUCAUCAUCUACUACCUUUUUAAGGUUGACAUUGUGCUGUGGUUCAGGAGAGCAUUUCCAGUCCUCUAUCCAAAUAAAGAUUUAGAUGGGAAGCUGUAUGAUGCCUAUGUGGCGUAUCCACAACCAUGUGCCGUUGGAUUUAGUGAGGAAGUGGAGGACUUUGCCCUUCAUACUCUGCCUCAAGUGUUGGAAAAGGCCUGCGGCUACAAACUCUUCAUAGCAGGCCGUGACUGUCUACCCGGGGAGGCAAUAGUGGACUCUGUGGAGGAGAACUUACAAGCCAGUCGCCGUGUCCUUCUGCUCUACACCGCCUCCACCUUCAUCAGCAAAAGACACACCAGCAGCACUAGCAACAACAAUAACAACAUCUCUAAGAUCUGUGACACCAAUGAAAACAGCAAAAGCAAAACCCCAGAGGACAGUGACAGCAUGAAUUAUUAUGAUGAUGAAGAAGUCUCUUCAGACACAAGGCAGCAGUUUGAGUGUGUGGCAGCAAUGCACAGAGCGCUUCUAGAGGGAUCUCUCAAGGUGGUUCUGGUGGAGUUGGAAGAGAUCAGCCCAGCUCAGCUCGCUCUCUUCCCAGAGUCGGUGCGUCAACUAAGGAAGAAGCAAGGUGCUGUGUGUUGGUGGAAGAAUUUAGAGAGGAGGCAGAGGUCUGUGACAUGUAACAUGAGGAGGAGAGAAGAUGAAGAGAAAAGUGGACAGGACACUCCAUCCCUCUCUCCCUCCUCCAGGUUUUGGAAGGAGAUGAGGUAUCAUAUGCCUGUGAGGGGAAAGAGGGAGGUGUUUCCUGAGAAAACUGCCCUGCUGAACUUAUGAUGGGGUUAUAGCUGGUUUCAAUAUAAGUGUGGAUGGGAUUAAGCCCCCUCUCUCACUUGGAAAAUCUGAGUUGUUAAAAUAAGCUGUGAGUUAACAGCACAUGUGAUACAAUAGGUGCUUCUUCAGAUAGCUGUCAGUUUAUAUUUUAAGAAGCAGAUUUCUGAUGAAACAGGAGGGAGGUUUUUACUCAAAGACUCAACAACUGAUGCUCACGCGGCACUCCUAAUGUGCAGAUCAUCACUGUGUUUGUGCUAUUGCUGAGGUUUGUGAAUUGUUGAUGUUCUCUUGCAGGUUGAGACUGAUGUUGGCUUUUAGUUAUCAAAUGUACAUAUGUAUAAUAAAGACUGUAAAUUUGUAAAUAAAUGUUCCUCAAGUAAUGUAAAAGGUCAAGCAGCAAACUGGGAGCUUCUUAUCAAAUAAUCUGAAAAUGGAAAGUGUCAUGAUUUGGUAUUAUUUGGUUUUGUAUUUUUAGUGUUUCUUUAUGUUCUAGUGGGUUUUGUUCAUUCUUGAGUUCUGUGUGUCUUCAGUGUUUCAUGUUUUUUAUUUUGUAGUUGUCCUCAGUGUUUUUUGUGUCCAUUCCUUCCUCUGUGUGUUUCCCCCCAUUGUGAUUGCCCUCAUUGUCUUCACCUGUGUUAUUAGUCUCACCUGUGUUUGAUUACCCCAUGUCUAUUUAGUCUCUGUGUUUCUUCCCUUCUGUGUCAGUUCAUUGUAUGUGUUUGUCGGUGUCGUUUGUUGCAUGUCAGUUUACCCGUGGCGCCUUCUCUUGCUGGAUUUUUUGGAAGUAAGUUUUUGUUUGCCUUUUGUUUAAAGAAUAAAUAGUUUUAGUGAAUCCUG
This is a messenger RNA of Labrus mixtus (cuckoo wrasse), 3652 nucleotides long. RefSeq names its product interleukin-1 receptor-like 2. The transcript has 15 exons. Bases 548 to 2818 code for a protein of 756 amino acids. Gene Ontology annotation, biological process: signal transduction. NCBI's taxonomy places the organism in Eukaryota, Metazoa, Chordata, Actinopteri, Labriformes, Labridae. The record is from RefSeq and is a predicted model, not a curated record. Gene Ontology annotation, molecular function: interleukin-1 receptor activity.